GUAAAGAUAAUUGUAAUGAUAAUGACAGGGAAAUCAAAAGGUGGCUCAGAAAAAACUACAAAAGGAAAGAAAGAUAAGAAAAAGAAGGAAAAGAAGAAAAAAGAGAAGAAGACAAAGGAAACAGCUGACGAUGAUGAUGAAGAUGAUGAUGAUAUGGAAGAAAAAGAUGUUGAGGAAGAAGGUGAUGAUAAGGAUGAUGAUGAUGACAAGGUAGACAGUGACGUAUCUGAUAUAUCUGAAUCAGAAGAAGAUGAGCCUCCCAAGAAAAAAAUAAAGAAGUCAACCCCAAAACCAGCAAAAGAAAAGAAGACAAAAGAAAAGGCUACACCAAAACCCAAAACUCCCAAGGCUACAAAUAAAAAGAAAGCAACUCCUAAAAAGAAAACAAAAGUAUCGAGUGAGGAGGUUUCGGAUGUUAGCUCAGACUCUGAUGACGAACCAUUGGUCGCAAAAAAGACACCUAAAGGACCACCAACAAAUGAUGAACUAAAAGAUAUCAUAAAGAAAAUGUUAGACAAUGCCAACUUGGAGCAGGUUACCAUGAAAACUGUGUUAAAAGAUGUUUUUUCCAAGUAUCCUGAUUUUGAUUUGUCAGACAGAAAAGACUUCAUUAAAAACACAGUAAAACAGAUAAUUUCAUGAGAACCUGUACAGAAUGGAUUCAUUGGGAAAUAAAUGAGUACGCAAAUGUUGUCCUCAAAUGACUACAGACUACAGGUUUAAAGGCAGCUACAUAUCCCACAUAAUUAUGGAGUAAUGUAGAUCUCGGAAAUGUUUAUCUCCAAGAGAAUGAAAUACAUAAUCGGCUGCAAAUGGCAUAGAACAUUAUCAUAAAGACAGUAUGUUGAGAAAGCAAAAUUUUAAUGCUGUUAAUGUAAUUUGAAGAAAAAAUAUCUGAUCAGUUGCAAGUUUUUUUUUAUCAAAUUUAAUACUUAGUUAUAAAGAAAGUUUUGGGAGAUCAUUCUGUAUGAAUGUUAAUGCAUUUAAAAGCUUUUAUACCGUGAUAAAUUUUAAAAUGUUGCAGUCGUCCAGUUUGAUAUGCUCCUAGCAAUAGUAUGGAAUUAAUUGAAGACAAGAAAAACAGUUGAUUCUUAGAUAUUUAUUUGUAAAAAAAAGUCUGGAAAGAAUUAUUACCAGUAUAUAUAAAGUAAAUUAUUUAAAUCUGUCUUUUUCUUUUUAAUACAGCAUGUUUCUGUACCUUUAAAAAAUACUUGCUAUUUUAAGUUUUUCAGAAUUUAGUUUAAAAGCAAUCUAUUUCGAAGUAUAUCAAAUUUGUAAACAUGUUUUAGUCCAAAAAGUCAAAUGUUGCAUGUGAAUUUAAUGCUUUAAGAGCAGCAAACAGUUUUAACUGAAGUGUGAAUUUUAUGAUUUUAAUUUAUAGGAGAUUACUGUAAUUGUGUCAUAUUAGAUAGUGUGUGUAUGGCCGAUGUGAGAUACACUGUCAUUUUACUGGUUGUAAAUACUUUUAUCAUUAUUAUAUCUUACUUGUAAAUGUGUUCAUAUCAUUUGUAAUUUACCAGGAACACCACUAGAACAGUGCAAUUUUAGUGAUUGAGCUUAGAGGAUAUUUUAACGCCUUCUCUACCUGACUUUGAAAUGGUUUAUUGUACUUUAGUAGAGUCAGUUGUUCACACAUCAAUUUUAGCCUUAAAAGGUUAACCAGCAUUUGUUCUGUUCUGUAUUUAAUGUUGUCAAAUUAAAUUGCAAACAUUUAGUAAAUAGACAGAUAAAUUUAUUCUAUAAGAGUACCUGUUUGUAGCUUUCACACUGGCAAGUUAGUUGAACAAUAUUUGGGUUCAAUUACUGGCAGUUUACACUGAAAAUGUUCAAAAGUUUUCGGCUGUCAUAAUAAGAAUUAGCCUGUUUGAUGCUAUUUUCACGGAACUAUGGGACAAAAUGAAUAAAGGAAAGAAAACAUGCUUAAGUUGCAGUUAUUUCAUACAAACUUAGAAAAUAUUUUAUUUGUAAACAUUAUUUCAAAGAGAAAAUCAUUUUUUCAGUCCUUGUUUACUUUUGAAUCCAUCAUGGCUCUGGUAAAUGUGACUCACUUUUGCCCAGGGAGUUAAUUCUAAUUUCGCAGGCAGUCAUCCUAUUUGAUAGAGCACUUCCUUACAAAGUGCAGAAUUUAUCGGGCCCCAAUAUUUUUUAAAAUUAUUUCAUGAAUAAGACAUUAACAAUUAUUGCAAUGUAAAUUUAAAAACUGUGGCAAGGUAAUUUUGUCAAAUAUUUGGGCUACACAUGAUUUAUUACCAGUUUUACAUUGUCAAACGAUCAAUGAUGGCAUUUAGAAAAAAAUAGCUUACUCUUUCCAAAAUAAGGUGUGAAACGUAUUCGGCUUUUAGAGUAGGUCAAAUUUGUUUCCUGUAGGUAGCGCUGGACAUUCUUGUUCCCGCCAAAAUUAAAUACCGCGACACGGGAUGUAACGCAAGAAUGGCAGCAAGUAGUACAUGUUUGCUCAGAAGGUAUUAUAAAUACUUCAUCAAUAGCUAGAAAAUGUUUUGGCCUAGAGUAAUCAAACCUGAUAGGAUAAUUACCUGGGGUCAGUAGAGGCCCAUAUUGCUUUUGGGAUCAGUAGGUCAAAGAUCAAGGUCAGAGUGACCUCUAAAUUAAACAAGAUUUUUGUAUCAAAAGCUGGAGAAUGCACAUGCUUAAAGUCAUUAAAAAUCAUAACCUGGUUAGUCUGGAUGAUUAGGUCAAAUGGCGAGGUCACAACAUAAUUGAGACUGAAAAUUACAUACCCAGCUACUACUGACAGGCCUUCAUGAGGGGCAUAUAUGUGUUUUACAAAUGGCUCUUGUUUGUAUUUUAAUAAUGGAACAAUUGUCCCCAAAACAAUAAGAUUAAGUUGAUCAGAGUUCUAGCUCUAAAUGGAUGGAUGCCUGUUUAAAUGGGUUUAGGCAAUUGGUUGUGUGCUUUUUACUCAAAAUUUGUGAUUUCAUACAUGCAUUGUAAAACAAAUUCCAAGUGCUUUGUUCAUUGGCUGGUGAUGCUUAAUAUUAGUUGCUGUUAUUAAUAAAGCUCUUUUCUCCCCUGUAAUUUAAGAAAAGGGAUUAGUAGUAUACAUUAUGACAGUGGGGCCUGCAUGGCCGAGUGGUUAAGGUCACUGAAUCACUUGCCCCUCAUCAUGUGGGUUCCAGCUGGCUUACGUAAGGUCGAUGGGUCUACCCAGGUGCCCGUCCAUGAUGGAAUAAUGCACCUGGGGUCUUUCUCGACCAUAAAAGCUUGAAAGUCACCAUAUGAUCUUAAAUUGUGUCAUCGAGAUGUUAAACCCAACAAAAAAAAAAAAAUAUGACAGUUGUAAUUGUAACAGAAAUAAAACUUUUCAGUCCCUAGCCGAAAUUGCCUUACAUUAAUAUGUAUUAAAAAUUUCUUUUUAAAAACUUGAGAUUGUUAGCCUUAAUAUUUCCAGAAUUUCUGCUAGCCAAAAUUUUCUUAUACAGAAAUUUCUACCAGUGUAGUAAGUCGUAGUUCUUCUUGAAGAUUAUAACGUCCAGCUAUUAUAAACUUUAAUAUUUUUAUCAUAUGAAACAUGUUUUAAUGGCGUUGAGUAUACUUUUCACAAAAAAUGAAGACUAGACAGAACAGGAAUGGCCAUAUUUUGUACAAAGUUAAAGUUUCCUUGCUCCAUAUUUUAACCAGAUGCUUGUAGUGUUUUAGUGUAAAUAGAUAUUUUGUGAAUGUCAAGAUGUUGUGCCUGUUGAGUUAGACUUUGUUUAUGGUAUUAAAUAAAUGAGUUCUACCGAGAUGAUUGCCAGUGAUGAAAUAUGUCUAUCAAAAUGAUUUAAUCCAGUAUUGGCCCAUUUAUAUUGUAUUGAUCCUGAUUUUUAGCUCGACUAUUCGAAGAAUAGUCUAGCUAUUCUACUCACCCUGGCGUCGGCGUCGGCGUCACACCUUGGUUAAGUUUUUGCAUGCAAGUACAUACAGCCAUCAGUUAAAGGCAUAUAGCUUUGAAACUUAUUUUUUCUUUUUCUAGGUCAAUUACCAACCUCUCUGGGUCAAGUCCCAUAACUCUGACAUGUAUUUUGAGCAAAUUAUGCCCCCUUUUGGACUUAGAAAAUUUUGGUUAAAGUUUUACAUGCAAGUUACUAUCUCCAAAACUAAUGCAGAUAUUGAUUUGAAACUUAACAUGUGUCUCCGGGUUAUAAAACUAGUGGAUAGCAGCAAGUCCCAUAACUCUGACUUUCAUUUUGGCCAAAUUAUGCCCCCUUUUGGACUUAGAAAAUUCUGGUUAAAGUUUUGCGUGCAAGUACAUACAGCUAUUUCUAAAAGGCAUAUAGAUUUGAAACUUAUUUUUUCUUUUUCUAGAUCAAUUACCAACCUCACUGGGUCAAGACCCAUAACUCUGACGUAUAUUUUGAGCAGAUUAUGCCCCCUUUUAGACUUAGAAAGUUUUGGUUAAAGUUUUACAUACAAGUUACUAUCUCCAAAACUAAUGCAGAUAUUGAUUUGAAACUUCACCUGUGUCUUCGGGGUUAUAAAACUAGAUGAUAGCAGCAAGUCCCAUAACUCUGACUUUCAUUUUGGCCAAAUUAUGCCCCCUUUUGGACUUAGAAAAUUCUGGUUAAAGUUUUGCGUGCAAGUACAUACAGCUAUUUCUAAAAGGCAUUAUAGAUUUGAAACUUAUUUUUUCUUUUUCUAGAUCAAUUACCAACCUCACUGGGUCAAGACCCAUAACUCUGACAUGUAUUUUGAGCAGAUUAUGCCCCCUUUUAGACUUAGAAAAUUUUGGUUAAAGUUUUACAUGCAAGUUACUAUCUCCAAAACUAAUGCAGAUAUUGAUUUGAAACUUCACCUGUGUCUUCGGGGUUAUAAAACUAGAUGAUAGCAGCAAGUCCCAUAACUCUGACUUUCAUUUUGGCCAAAUUAUGCCCCCUUUUGGACUUAGAAAAUUCUGGUUAAAGUUUUGCGUGCAAGUACAUACAGCUAUUUCUAAAAGGCAUUAUAGAUUUGAAACUUAUUUUUUCUUUUUCUAGAUCAAUUACCAACCUCACUGGGUCAAGACCCAUAACUCUGACAUGUAUUUUGAGCAGAUUAUGCCCCCUUUUAGACUUAGAAAAUUUUGGUUAAAGUUUUACAUGCAAGUUACUAUCUCCAAAACUAAUGCAGAUAUUGAUUUGAAACUACACAUGUGUCUUCGGGGUUAUAAAACUAUUUGAUAGCAGCAAGUCCCAUAACGCUGACCUUCAUUUUGGCCAAAUUAUGCCCCCUUUUGGACUUAGAAAAUUCUGGUUAAAGUUUUGCGUGCAAGUACAUACAGCUAUUUCUAAAAGGCAUAUAGAUUUGAAACUUGUUUUUUCUUUUUCUAGAUCAAUUACCAACCUCACUGGGUCAAGUCCCAUAACUCUAACUUGUUUUUUGAGCAAAUUAUGCCCCCUUUUAGACUUAGAAAAUUUUGGUUAAAGUUUUACAUGCAAGUUAUUAUCUCCAAAACUAAUGCAGAUAUUGAAUUGAAACUUCACAUGUGCCUUCGGGGUUAUAAAAAUAGUUUAUAGCAGCAAGUCCCAUAACCGAUAUGCAUUUUGGUCAAAUUAUUCCCCCUUUUGAACUUAAAACUCUUUGAUAUUUAACCUUUUUGGGUAAUAUUUUCCUGCUUCUGGGACAAUAUUUCGAAUAGUCGAGCUUGGCUGUCUUACGGACAGCUCUUGUAAUAAGUGUAUGCAACUGGGCAUACUAUGGGAGCACCCUCAGCAGAUCCACAGAAGUUUUCUUGAUUUACUGCCCUUGAAUUACUAUAAAAAAAAAAACAUUGACUAGAGUCCUCUUAAUAACUAGAGUAGUUCUUAUCCAGUGUUCACCAAACUUGGAAUGUUUAUGAGCAUUUUGGUCAAGUUGGAUAACCAACCAGAUAGUUUUUGUUGUUCUGAAGAUACAGCCCUUGAAUUAGUUGAAAGAGGAAAUUGACAACAAGCCUGUUCAGUAAGUAGAGUAUAUCAGAAGUGCUUUUUAUUUGCUGUGACAGGCAUACACAUAUAUUGUUCUAGUGUGAAGCUGUUGUUUUGUAAUGGUCCAAAUUUUCUCUUACAAUUUGAUAUUCGCUCCAUCUGUUUCAUAUGUUAUGCACGGUUUAACAGGUACUGUGUCCAGUAUUGCAAUGUGGGAUAAUAAUUUGUUGUAUGAAUUGAUGUCGGUCAUACUUGAAUACAUUGCCUGAACUCUGAAAGCACUUCAUUUUUAUUCCCAUCCUCAUGUGAAACAUCUUGUAAAUAUGCUUGCAUUAUGGGUCAGUUAGAAUCUUGCUUCAGUGCUUUGUGAAGUAUAUGAAAUGAAGAGUUUCAUGUAUAGCCAUUCGGUUUUUGUUUAAAUUUGGUAUGGUUAAAAAUUGCCCUGGGUAUACUUUAAAACUGACAUGGAAUUUUAUUACUAGUUAUUUAUUGAUUAAUGUAGUGAUUUUAUGGACACUGAUUGUAUAGACAUAGAUUGCUCAUUUUUAACAAUCCAGUACAUUACAAAUGAGGUACUUAAUAAAUCAGUCGCCUGUGGAGCUGUCUGCUGCUAAAAAUGAAAAUUGUUUCACUUUCCCCCACCUGAAGGUAUAAUUGCAAAUAAUGACUAUUGCCAUAAAGUUUAUGAAUUUGGAAAUUUUAUCAUAUUUUAAACUUAAGCAGUACCAUCUGACAAAUGGUUAACAUGCAAUUUAUGUCAGUUGAGGAAAGUUCUUCACUGGGAUUACAUUUUUCUCCAAACUUCACUUUUCCUAUAUUAAUUUUUGAAUCUUGUAAACAAUUUCUUCUCAUCAUCAUGUAUUGAAUUUAUUUCAUGUACUCAUUGUCUCAUAGCUAUACAUCUAAGAUGGUGUCUAUAAAUACAAUGCUAAAACAAGA
This is a messenger RNA of Mercenaria mercenaria, 6821 nucleotides long. Its product is annotated as protein DEK-like. The transcript has 6 exons. Gene Ontology annotation, cellular component: nucleus. Gene Ontology annotation, biological process: chromatin organization; regulation of double-strand break repair. NCBI's taxonomy places the organism in Eukaryota, Metazoa, Mollusca, Bivalvia, Venerida, Veneridae. Gene Ontology annotation, molecular function: histone binding; DNA binding. The coding region runs from base 16 to 642 and encodes 208 amino acids. The record is from RefSeq and is a predicted model, not a curated record.